UGUUUUUUUUUAGCUUAGACGCUUUCAAAAUAAAUAAAUCAUCAUGCAGUCCCUGCUAGUUGCAUUGGCUGCGAUCUGCAGUUUAAAGUUACAAUCCGUGCUUGGUCAUGGACGACUGAUGGAUCCACCCGCGCGCAAUGCCAUGUGGCGCUUUGGAUUUCCAAAUGCGGUAAACUACAAUGACAACGAACUCUUCUGCGGUGGAUAUGCUGUGCAAUGGGAACAGAAUGCGGGGAAAUGUGGGGUGUGCGGUGAUGCGUAUCAUGUGAAAACGCCACGCCCACACGAGGCGGGUGGUGAAUAUGCGAAAGGGAUAAUUUCACGGUACUACGCGGCAGGGCAGGAAAUCGACGUAGAAAUCGAACUUACUGCCAAUCAUUAUGGCCGUUUCGAAAUGUUCCUCUGCCCCAACAACAAUCCACGUCGUGAGGCUUCACAAGAAUGUUUCGAUCGCUUUCCACUUUACAUUUCUGGUAGCCGGCGUGAACAUCGUUUUCUCAUACCACGCGAUGCACCCAAGAAAGAGAUAUUCCGCUAUCGUGUCCGUCUGCCGCCCUAUGUCACGUGUACGCAAUGUGUGCUGCAAUGGACCUACUACACAGCCAAUAUGUGGGGCAAAUGCGGCAACGGCACCGAGGCGGUGGGUUGCGGUAAGGCGGAAACAUUCCGGAACUGCGCCGAUAUUGCGAUCGUAUCCAAUACGGGUGGCGGUGUACCGCCAAUCUUCGUGAAUAACAAAUCUCCUUAUCUACUUUACUAUAGAGAUUAUCGUGCGCCGGAGGAUAAUAACGUAUUCCCGCUUAUUGUACGUGAUCAAAAAUGUAUUGCCGCUCCAGCAUUCCGUACGAUACCGGGCAUGGAUAACUGGUGUGAAACUAAUUGCUUGCGUUAUCCACCUAAUUGUCCGGAAACUGCAUGUUACUGUCCUAAAGACUGCGUUGCCAUUGGCGAACUGGAGGGACGUGAGGGUGCGGACACAUAUUGUAUGGAUGAAUGUCUGAAUUAUAAUUCAAUAUGUCCAGUGGAUAGAUGUCGUUGCUUCUAAAUUGGGAAAUCUAUGGAACGCUGUCUGUAAAAGUGCCGCCAGCACUCACAGUUCAGAUUUCAUGGAACGGAGACUAAUGUAUAAGCCGUUAUGCUUACGAGAGACGAAUCAAAGCUGUGCUACGAAUUCUGUGCCUUUUUUAAUUUGCUUUUAUAAUUUUUGUACGAUUUAAUAAAAAAAUAUAUACAUACAUACAUAUACUAAAAAGGUUAUACA
Molecule: messenger RNA, 1261 nt
Organism: Rhagoletis zephyria (snowberry fruit fly)
Lineage: Eukaryota; Metazoa; Arthropoda; Insecta; Diptera; Tephritidae
Source: RefSeq, a predicted model, not a curated record